Coccidioides posadasii C735 delta SOWgp is the source of this 1896-nucleotide messenger RNA. RefSeq lists its product as uncharacterized. Gene Ontology annotation, cellular component: basolateral plasma membrane; plasma membrane; fungal-type vacuole. Gene Ontology annotation, molecular function: solute:inorganic anion antiporter activity; borate efflux transmembrane transporter activity. Gene Ontology annotation, biological process: monoatomic anion transport; transmembrane transport; monoatomic ion homeostasis. The record is from RefSeq and is a predicted model, not a curated record. Lineage: Eukaryota; Fungi; Ascomycota; Eurotiomycetes; Onygenales; Onygenaceae.
AUGCCGUGGCAGUCAUCUAGCAAAACCUCCCUUCGAUCACUGCGAUCGCACCCGCGCGUGUACUCCGCUGAGAUGCAGCGCCAGUCCCAGGAAUCUGGCGGACUCGGCUCUCGACAGUCAGGCAUGCCUCCGCCAGCGACUGACGAUGACGGGGAUAAAUGGUGGAAGAUCCAUUUCUUUCAGGGAAUGAAGAAUGACAUCAGGAGGCGGGCCCCUUACUACUGGAGCGACUGGAAGGAUGCGUGGGAUUAUCGAGUGAUACCGGCGACAAUUUACAUGUAUUUUGCAAAUAUCUUGCCCGCUCUUGCAUUCUCACUAGACAUGUUUGAGAAAACACAUAUGAGCUUCGGUGUGAACGAGGUGCUUCUUGCCUCGGUUUUGGGUGCUGUUGUCUUUUCUCUCUUUGCUGCGCAGCCGCUCGUCAUUGUCGGAGUUACGGGCCCAAUCACGGUCUUCAAUUACACCGUGUAUGAUAUCAUGACACCGAGAGGCACAAACUAUCUCGCCUUCAUGGCUUGGAUCGGAAUCUGGUCUUUGAUUAUGCACUGGGUCCUUGCUGUCACAAAUUCCUGCAACGGUUUGACUUAUGUCACCCGAUUCUCCUGUGAUAUUUUUGGAUUUUACGUCGCUUUUAUAUACAUUCAGAAGGGAAUCCAGGUUUUGACUAGACAGUGGGGGAUGGCUGGCGAGGCUUCAGCGUAUCUCUCCAUCAUGGUCGCUUUGCUUGUUCUGAUGAGCGGUUUCAUCUGCGGAUGGAUCGGCGACAGCAAUCUAUUCAAGCGACCGGUUCGAAAAUUUAUCGAAGACUACGGCACUCCUCUCACUAUUAUCUUCUUCACAGGAUUCGUUCAUAUCGGUCAUAUGAAGAACGUUAAAGUGGAAACGUUGCCUACGACGAAGGCAUUCUUUCCCACACUGGACCGUGGCUGGCUGGUCCAUUUUUGGGAUAUUGAUGUUAGCGACAUCUUUCUUGCUGUCCCAUUCGCCAUGCUGUUAACGAUCCUGUUUUGGUUUGACCACAAUGUAUCUUCCCUGAUCGCUCAAGGUACCGAGUUUCCACUUCGUAAGCCGGCCGGAUUCCACUGGGACAUUUUCCUCCUCGGUUUGACUACGGGUAUCGGCGGAAUCAUGGGGAUUCCCUUUCCCAAUGGGCUCAUCCCACAAGCACCUUUCCACACCGCUGCACUCUGUGUAACUCGUCAGGUUGCAGAUGACGAUGAGAUCAACAAGGGAAAAUCAGUCCGGAUCAAUGAUCAUGUUGUUGAGCAGCGAGUUAGCAACCUCGCGCAGGGUCUCUUAACCGUCGGAACGAUGACCGGGCCGCUCUUGGUGGUCUUGAACCUCAUCCCCCAGGCAGUCAUGGCGGGCCUCUUCUUCAUCAUGGGAGUCCAGGCCCUGCUUUCCAACGGCAUGACGCAGAAACUCUUGUUCUUAGCUCAAGACAAGAAACUAACCCCAUCGUCCGAACCACUUAAGAGGAUCGAGCGCAGACUCGCCAUCUGGGUAUUCGUGGCGAUCGAGCUGGUGGGUUUCGGUGCGACGUUCGCCAUCACUCAAACCAUCGCCGCUAUCGGCUUCCCGGUCUUCAUUCUUCUGCUCAUUCCCGUACGGACAUUUUUGCUUCCGCGGUGGUUCACCCCACUGGAGCUAUCGAUUCUCGAUGCACCCACCGCGAGUCCGUUUACAAUGGAGAGCGUUGGUGGUGCAUACGGGCAUUCUCCUGAAGACCAUUCCAACAAUGAUUCAGGCGUAUUAGAACGGGGGCGGGGUCUGAGGACUCCACCGGAUUCGCGCGUCCAGGAGUGCGCUGUCGAGGAUGGGCUGGAGAGAGGCGAAGCGCUUGAGCUUGGAACAAUGAGGAAAACCAUGAGAAGACGUAGUCGAAAUGAUGGGUGA